This is a messenger RNA of Nematocida parisii ERTm1, 810 nucleotides long. RefSeq lists its product as uncharacterized. Gene Ontology annotation, cellular component: cytoplasm; nuclear pore. Lineage: Eukaryota; Fungi; Microsporidia. The record is from RefSeq and is a predicted model, not a curated record. Bases 1 to 762 code for a protein of 253 amino acids. Gene Ontology annotation, biological process: intracellular transport. The transcript has a single exon. Gene Ontology annotation, molecular function: GTPase activator activity.
AUGGAAGUAAAAGAGCGCAAAGAAGAAAACACCGCGGAAGAUCAUACUCUCGAAACAGAAGAAGAGCAAAUCCGAAAAAGAAGGGAAGAGUACACAAAGCUGUCAGAGAAAGACGAGAUUAUUUUCUCUGCCUCUGCGAUUCUUUACAGGUUCCAGCUGGAAACCAAGUCCUGGGUUGGGCGUGGAAAGGGAAAGCUGCGUGUUUCUCUUGAGCCAACUAGCAAGAAGUACAGAAUCACUCAGAUUAGAGAGAAAGUAUUCAAGCUUGGGUGCAAUCACUACAUUGAGGCAGCAACUGUUCUUUCAAAGUAUCCACUGGCAGAGCACUCUUGGAUAUGGACUACAUUUGGAGACGACUGUGGAGAUGGUUUAGACCGAGCACAGAAGUACCUGGCUAGAUUCUCUACUUUGGAAGAGGCAGAAGAUUUCUUUAAUGCGGUUGAAAAGGGACGAAAGACCGCCGAGGGCGCCAAGAAAGACCCAGUUUCUGAGAAGAAGGAUGUUAAGGAUGUUGAAUCUGAGAAGAAGGAUGUUAAGGAUGUUGAAUCUGAGAAGAAGGAUGUUAAGGAUGUUGAGUCUGAGAAGAAGGAGGCCAAGGAUGUUGAGUCUGAGAAGAAGGAUGUUAAGGAUGUUGAGUCUGAGAAGAAGGAUGUUAAGGAUGCCAAAAAGUCUUCUGACUCUGGCGUAGAAGCAAAGGAAACACAUGAGAAAGAAGAUGUUAACUCCGAGAAGAAAAGCAGCAAAAAAGAUGAAAGCUUUUAGAUGAACUGGAAAGAAGCUUGCUUGGAACAGUUCUUACUUGAUUGAUCA